Messenger RNA from Miniopterus natalensis, 659 nucleotides. RefSeq names its product splicing factor 3b subunit 5 (gene SF3B5). The record is from RefSeq and is a predicted model, not a curated record. Gene Ontology annotation, biological process: mRNA splicing, via spliceosome. Gene Ontology annotation, cellular component: precatalytic spliceosome; U2 snRNP. Lineage: Eukaryota; Metazoa; Chordata; Mammalia; Chiroptera; Miniopteridae.
GGUCCGGAGGUUCGGCGGUGCGGUCCCCCUGCCGCGUUACUCUCCAGAGCCCGCUCCUUCUCGGCCGCGGCCCCUGACCCGAGCGCUGCGAGGCAAGCGGCGACAUGACGGACCGCUACACCAUCCACAGCCAGCUGGAGCACCUGCAGUCCAAGUACAUCGGCACGGGCCACGCCGACACCACCAAGUGGGAGUGGCUGGUGAACCAGCACCGCGACUCCUACUGCUCCUACAUGGGCCACUUCGACCUUCUCAACUACUUCGCCAUUGCGGAGAAUGAGAGCAAAGCUCGAGUGCGCUUCAACUUGAUGGAGAAGAUGCUGCAGCCGUGCGGCCCGCCGGCCGACAAGCCCGAGGAGAACUGAGAUCCGGCCGCGUCGGCGCCGUGCGGGAGAGCCGCGGUGCCGCCCCGCGUGCCUGCAGCUUGCCGGCGUUCCCGCGUGCCCCCGACCCGGUGGACCGGUUCUCCGCGGCCCCGGGCUCUCGUGCCGUCCCUGCGCAGAAGUGCUUCGUCCGGGGGUCUCUCCCGACCUGCCGUCACGUGGACCCUUGGAGCACAGCGCUGGGGAGAUGACCAGGACCCCUGAGAACUGUGACCGUGGCGACCCUAAAACACUGUCGUUGUUGAUUUUUCCAUAAAGUUUAGAAAAUUUUCAGUC